UCAUAUUCAAGUAUCCAUUAUAAAUAUUGAAUUUUAGUGGACUUAAUGGUUUAGUUUAUUAACGGAAUUCAACGAUCGUGGAAGUGCGAAACUGUGGAAUAAAAAUAGUGGGAACAGUUGUGCGAUUCGAGUCUCGGCUUUCUUGAUUAUUGGAUUACGUUAAUUUGCAAUUACUAAUAAAGUAUUGCAAAUAUUUAAAUAAAAUACAAAAAAAAAAGUUUUACUAGGAGUCUAUUAAUACAUAAAACAGCAAAAUGGAGGAUGACGAGAAAAUGGACAUUAUGCGUCGCGCUUUUCAAAUGUUCGACACACAAAAAUCUGGCUUCAUUGAAACAUUGCGGUUGAAGACCAUAUUGAAUAGUAUGGGUCAAAUGUUUGAGGAGAGCGAGUUACAAGAACUUAUUGAUGAAAAUGAUCCAGAAAAUACUGGCAAAGUAAAUUUUGAUGGUUUUUGUAAUAUCGCGGCGCAUUUUCUGGAGGAAGAAGAUGCUGAGGCUAUACAAAAAGAAUUGAAGGAAGCUUUCCGUUUAUAUGAUCGUGAAGGCAAUGGUUAUAUCACGACAUCAACUUUAAAGGAAAUUCUUGCUGCCUUAGAUGAUAAGUUAUCUUCGAGCGAUUUGGAUGGCAUCAUUGCAGAAAUCGAUACCGAUGGAUCUGGUACCGUUGAUUUUGAUGAAUUCAUGGAAAUGAUGACUGGUGAUUAGAGCUGUUCUGAUGUUCUAAUAUCGAAAAAUGUUGCAGUUGUAGUA
Messenger RNA from Teleopsis dalmanni, 749 nucleotides. RefSeq names its product troponin C (gene TpnC25D). Bases 255 to 704 code for a protein of 149 amino acids. The record is from RefSeq and is a predicted model, not a curated record. Gene Ontology annotation, molecular function: calcium ion binding; enzyme regulator activity. NCBI's taxonomy places the organism in Eukaryota, Metazoa, Arthropoda, Insecta, Diptera, Diopsidae. The transcript is spliced from 3 exons.